UCCGCCCCCGGCUCCCCUGUUCUUGGCUGCGUCCUUGCCGAGUCCCGCCCCGCUGAGCAGCAGCUGGGAGUGGGUGCCGCGCGGCAGGGACUGCACUCCGCCUAACGGGCGCCCUUCGUCCAGAGCGCACGGCUGCAGAUGUGCGGGGAACCGAAGGGCUGAACAGGACGUUGGAGCGCGCUGUUCAGUACCUUCGGGGGCACCCCCUGGAACGUUCCUUCUGCCUCAAGGAACCCAGAGCAGGUCCCGUCGCUCCCGCAGCUCCGCAGGUGCAGCCCAUCGACCUCCGCCAGCUGCAGCCGCCCGAUGAUGGAAUCCCCGGUUCAGAUCUUCCGCGGAGAGCCGGGCCCCACCUGCGCUCCGAGCGCCUGCCUACUCCCCAAUGGCAGCACUUGGUUCCCGGACUGGGCCGAGCCGGACAGCAAAGGUAACGGCACAGCCAGCGCCGAGGACGCGCAGCUGGAGACCGCGCACAUCUCCCCUGCUAUCCCGGUCAUCAUCACCGCUGUCUACUCCGUGGUGUUUGUCGUGGGCUUGGUGGGCAACUCGCUGGUCAUGUUCGUGAUCAUCCGAUACACAAAAAUGAAGACUGCCACCAACAUUUACAUAUUUAACCUGGCUUUGGCAGAUGCUCUAGUUACUACAACCAUGCCCUUCCAGAGCACAGUCUAUCUGAUGAAUUCCUGGCCAUUUGGAGAUGUGCUGUGCAAGAUAGUCAUUUCCAUCGACUACUACAACAUGUUCACCAGCAUCUUCACCCUGACCAUGAUGAGUGUAGACCGCUACAUCGCUGUGUGCCACCCUGUGAAGGCUUUGGACUUCCGCACGCCCUUGAAGGCCAAGAUGAUCAAUAUCUGCAUUUGGCUGCUGUCAUCCUCUGUUGGCAUAUCCGCGAUAGUCCUCGGAGGCACCAAAGUUAGGGAAGAUGUGGAUGUUAUCGAAUGCUCCUUGCAGUUCCCGGAUGAUGACUACUCUUGGUGGGACCUGUUCAUGAAGAUCUGCGUCUUUGUCUUUGCAUUUGUGAUCCCCGUGCUCAUCAUCAUCAUCUGCUACACCCUCAUGAUCCUGCGCCUGAAGAGUGUACGGCUCCUUUCUGGCUCCCGAGAGAAGGAUCGUAACCUGCGCCGGAUCACCAGGCUUGUUCUGGUGGUGGUGGCAGUCUUUAUCAUCUGCUGGACCCCUAUCCACAUUUUCAUCCUUGUGGAGGCACUGGGCAGCACCUCCCACAGUACGGCUGCUCUCUCCAGCUACUACUUCUGCAUUGCAUUGGGCUACACCAACAGCAGCCUCAAUCCCAUCCUCUAUGCCUUUCUUGAUGAAAACUUCAAGCGGUGCUUCAGAGACUUCUGCUUCCCCAUUAAGAUGAGGAUGGAACGACAGAGCACCAGCAGAGUCAGAAACACCAUCCAGGAUCCUGCUUACAUGAGGGAUGUUGAUGGGAUGAACAAACCAGUAUGACUAGUCGUGGAGAUGUCUUCUUACCUUUCUUCUGGCAGAGAAGAGUUCAAUGAUUUGGGUGUCACCCAGAUAACUACAGCAGUCUGAGAUGGAGAGGAAGAAUUUUUUAACAAACUUUUAGAAACCUCAAGGUCUAAGUUGUAAGCUGCAGGCUGCAUUAAGAACCCAGGUCAUUGCGGGCAUCAAGCAGUAGAGAGGAAGUUCAAAAGUCUGGGAAGCAAAUGCGCUCUUCUCUAGGGCAGGGAAGCAAGACCGACUCCAAGUUUCUUUGGUGAACCAUGAAAUGGGUCUUUACAUUCUGGGUACCUAGAUUUAGUUCAGCACUCAUCUGCUGUGGCCUUCCUAUGCAAUGUAGUUACAAAGCUCUGUUUAAGAAGAAAGGAAGAGAAAAAAAGUAAAGUGUUGUUUCAGAACUUAGUGAACAUCCAAUCCAGAUAUCUGAUAUUGACAGCAACAAUCUAAAAAAAAAAAAGAAAUAAAAAGAACCUCUUCUA
This is a messenger RNA of Oryctolagus cuniculus (rabbit), 1952 nucleotides long. It is a transcript of the gene OPRK1, whose product is annotated as opioid receptor kappa 1. NCBI's taxonomy places the organism in Eukaryota, Metazoa, Chordata, Mammalia, Lagomorpha, Leporidae. Gene Ontology annotation, cellular component: neuron projection; plasma membrane. The record is from RefSeq and is a predicted model, not a curated record. Gene Ontology annotation, biological process: sensory perception of pain; G protein-coupled opioid receptor signaling pathway; neuropeptide signaling pathway. Gene Ontology annotation, molecular function: neuropeptide binding; dynorphin receptor activity.